This is a messenger RNA of Talpa occidentalis (Iberian mole), 2213 nucleotides long. It is a transcript of the gene TXLNG, whose product is annotated as taxilin gamma. The record is from RefSeq and is a predicted model, not a curated record. Gene Ontology annotation, molecular function: syntaxin binding. The transcript is spliced from 10 exons. Bases 45 to 1574 code for a protein of 509 amino acids. Gene Ontology annotation, biological process: regulation of cell cycle. NCBI's taxonomy places the organism in Eukaryota, Metazoa, Chordata, Mammalia, Eulipotyphla, Talpidae.
CCGUGCCCCCGGUCGGGCCGCUUGUUUGGCUCUGCCGUCACCUCAUGGCGACGCGGGUAGAGGAGGCAGCGAGGGGAAGAGGCGGCGGCGCCGAGGAGGCGACUGAGGCCGGACGGGGCGGACGGCGACGCAGCCCGCGGCAGAAGUUUGUGAUUGGCACAACGGAAGAAGCUGGACUCUGCGGGCUGGGGGUGAAAGCAGAUAUGUUGCAUAACUCUCAAUCAAAUGACAUUCUUCAGCAUCAAGACUCACGCUGUGGCGGCACAAGUAACAAGCACUCACGAGACGAUAACGACAGCGGCGACUUCAUAGCGAAGAGCCGGGACUUGGUGAGUCAGGCCUUCUGCACGCAAGCGCCACGAGAGGGGAUUCCGGGACGAGAAGCUCGAACAGACCCCCCUGAUGGCCGGCAAGAUUCGGAGUGUAACAGGAACAAAGAAAAAACCCUAGGAAAAGAAGUUUUAUUAUUGAUGCAAGCCCUAAACACCCUUUCAACUCCAGAAGAGAAGCUGGCUGCUCUCUGUAAGAAAUAUGCUGAUCUUCUGGAAGAGAGCAGGAAUGUUCAGAAGCAAAUGAAGAUUCUGCAGAAGAAGCAAGCCCAGAUCGUGAAGGAGAAAGUUCACUUGCAGAGUGAGCACAGCAAGGCCAUCUUGGCAAGAAGCAAACUAGAGUCCCUUUGCAGGGAGCUUCAGCGCCACAAUAAGACGUUAAAGGAAGAAAAUAUGCAGCAGGCACGAGAGGAGGAAGAGAGGCGUAAAGAAGCGACGGCACACUUCCAGAUUACUUUAAAUGAGAUCCAGGCGCAGCUGGAGCAGCACGAUGUCCACAACGCCAAGCUCCGCCAGGAAAACAUCGAACUGGGGGAGAAGCUGAAGAAGCUCAUUGAGCAGUAUGCUCUGCGGGAGGAGCAUAUUGAUAAAGUGUUCAAGCAUAAGGAACUGCAGCAGCAGCUUGUGGAUGCCAAGCUUCAGCAGACGACACAGCUGAUAAAAGAAGCCGAUGAAAAGCAUCAGAGAGAGAGAGAGUUUUUAUUAAAAGAAGCAACAGAAUCGAGGCACAAAUACGAACAAAUGAAACAGCAGGAAGUACAACUAAAGCAGCAGCUUUCUCUUUAUAUGGACAAGUUUGAAGAAUUCCAGACAACCAUGGCAAAGAGCAACGAACUGUUUACCACCUUCCGCCAGGAAAUGGAAAAGAUGACAAAGAAAAUUAAAAAGCUGGAGAAAGAAACGCUAAUAUGGCGCACCAAGUGGGAAAACAACAACAAAGCGCUUCUGCAGAUGGCUGAAGAGAAAACUGUCCGAGAUAAAGAAUACAAGGCCUUUCAAAUCAAACUGGAACGGUUAGAGAAGCUGUGCAGGGCUCUUCAAACAGAAAGAAACGAGCUCAACGAGAAGGUGGAGGUCCUGAAGGAGCAGGGCUCCGGGCGGGGGGUGCCACGGCCCUGCGCCGCCCCAGGCUCCCCCGCCCAGCCGAACCCUGCUUCCCCUGUGGCCAGCACCCCGUGCCCCCCCGAGGCCGCGCCCCAAGCUGGGUCCACGGGUGUGGGCACUGGCAUCGAGUCAGUUGACUGAGAUCAAGCGUGAUUGCUGUGUGGAGAGCUCUAUUUUGUGUAUAACUUUCUCUGUUAGUAGUUAACUAUUGGUUUUGUGGUGAAGAUUUUCUUACUUUUUCUACCAUAUCUGUAUUUUCUUAGAACUACUGGACUUCUGUGGUACAGGAGGCUGCUUAGCCGUGCGGAUAGUUUUACUCUGCGUCCUCCUCAGCUGUGUUGCACAUCUGCCUCGGGUCCCCUCAUUGGAAUGCAUGUGGUCAUGGCUUGUCCUUCCUCCCCUGCGCCUUGCCUAGAAUUAUCCUAAUUAAAAUUUCACUCAAGACAGGACCGGCCAUUACAAAGGAACUUUGUUCUGAUAAUGGUCCCUUGAUGUGAAAAUAUUCACUUCAGCGUCCUGGCCCCCCAUUAAUACUACUCAAAAAUAAAAUCAACAUGAUUAGUUUUGUCUACUAGACCAUUUAAAUGCCGAGUGAAAAUAAAACUCUUGUGUUGGGUCAGAAACAAGCAUAGCAUAUUCAAUUCCAAUCCGGUCUCCGGUAUUUACGCACUCGACAAGUUGACAUGGCCACAAGCCUUGAAUUCCUACGAGCUCUGGCAGGCUGCGCGCAGGAAGCUGUCCCCGGGGAGCAGCCGGGCAGGCCACCGGGCGCAGGCAGAA